Messenger RNA from Caenorhabditis auriculariae, 26644 nucleotides. Lineage: Eukaryota; Metazoa; Nematoda; Chromadorea; Rhabditida; Rhabditidae. The record is from the annotation of a GenBank genome assembly.
AUGAGCGCUAGUCGUACGGGAACGGUGAACUCGGCGGCGACCGACGACCGUCGCUCCGUAGUUUCCUGUAAUUCAAGCACAGCGUCAACGUUGGUCGCUGAUAGCGUGGUUUCUUCAAAAACCGCCGCUUCACAACUUAGAAAGUAUUGUUUUUAUUUAUUUCGUUAGAAAAAAAAGGUUUAAGAUUCACCGCGGGAGUUGGACGCCCCGGUUUGGCAAGGGAGGCACGCGAAGCCGUUAGGACCGUCCUCGUCACUCAAAACCCACUAGUUUGUUUUACUUUUUUUUUGUGUCACUAAUUGCAUGAGGAUUUAUUGAUUUUGCGGACCGUUGGAAUGUUCCUGAACAGUCGAGAGAAUUGUUAUUUUUUCGAAACAUAAACAUUGGAAGUUUACAAUGCAAUGCAUUGAUUCACGACAUCGCUCAUAACGUAAAUGUCUGUUUCCAGACCAUGCGACUAAUUUCCUUCCAAGUUUUUUCUCCUCCGUUGAAUAAUUUCUCUAAAAAAACUAGAUUUGAAAAGAUGAAAAUCUAAAAUCUUUUCGCUUUUUCUACACUUCCCGAGUUUUUAUUUCAAAAUUAUUUCCAGAGGAAACCACCUCUCAGCUACCCGGUGGACUAUGAGAAGUUUAUCACGGAACGAAGUAUCCAGCUUGAGAAUGACCCGCAGCGCGAGAUCAUUCUCUUUCCUCGCGAUGACAUUGAGGUUUUCCUGGGUUCUUCCUGAUGUUUACCGUUUUUGUAGGUGACCUCGUCUUCGCAGGACCAGUCGACGGCCACUCCGAUGGUCCACGAAGCGGACAUUUCCCGCUCCAAGUGGCUUCUGACCCGAGAGGCUUUGCGAUUUUUCAUCUGCUCGCACCGGUCGAUUAUUUUCAACUACUCCAAGUUCUCUGGCGAUUAUGCGAUGGGCAACGAGUUAGCUCCGGAUUUCAGACGAAUUUCAUCAUUUCUGGGUCUACAGAUCUUCUGUGGAAAGCGAAACUCUCUCAUCGUUGGUGUUUGAGUCAGACAUGGCGCUGGAGGAAGAAAGAGCUGCUUACCAAGGAGGCUUUUUUGCUCCCGGAAGUAUCAAGGAAGGGUACCUGAUGAUUGUCAAGACGGAUUCCACCUUGUUCGAUAACCUCAAAGUGGGUCCUCGUUGAAAAUGUUUGAAUAAAACAAUUAUUUUCAGUCGGGGAAGAAGCGAUUCUGCGUCUUGAAGAAGCACGAGGGCGGCGACUUGACCUUCGAGGUUCGUUUCCGUUGAUAACUCGGAUCAUUCAGGAGCUUUUCAGGUUCGAAAAGCACCCAACGAUGUUCCAAAGCAAACUCCGAUGAAAGUCGCGGGCGCUCAAAUAAAAUCUACGAAAAAGGGCAAAACCGUUCUUGAGGUACAAUAUCGAAUAUUCACUCAUUCAAUGUACUCGGAAAAUUCAUGUUAUAUGCGAGCCGUGAAAUCUUCAAUUAGAUGUUACUUUGCUAUAUAUUGGAGCUUUUUUUUGAUUGAGAAAAAGGACAUGAAGUGUAAUCAACCUCUUUUUGGGGGAAAAAAAGGUUAGGAACUUACUCAAACACUCUCUGAAGGUCUAGAUAAAGAUCCCUCAUAGUCGAUACCUGCACUAGUUCUAUUUUUUGAGAUAGGAUUUUUCCAAGUUGCGAAAUAUAAGUUUUAGGGCUACUUUUUGAACUUCAAAAUUAAUUAUCUCAGAAACUAGAAGCUGUCGCGGAUUGAAACUUUCAUAAAGCUUCAUAUGAACCUUCAGAGUUUGUUUGAGCAAAUUUUUAGAAAAUUCCAAGCCGCAAAGUAAAAUUACCUUCUUGUGGGCCAAAUCCUGUAUUGAAUGCGAACUCUAAAAAUUAAUAUAUCUAUAACUAGAAGUUUGCGCAGGUAGCAACUAUGAAGGAUCUUUAUCUAGACCUUCAGAGAGUGUUUGAGCAUAUUGUAGGAAAAUUCAAACAGCAUAGUAGAAUGACUUCCCGUGUAAGUAAUACUUGAGGGAGGAGUGCGUCAUCAUUUGAUCAGACUUUUGUAUAUAUUUUUUUCACCCCGAAAGUGGCCGCGAAACUGAGGGAUCUACUUGUGGAAGAACGAGGCGAAGGACCGUAAGACCAUGCUUUCAAUUCAAUCGACUACACGUUUUGACUUCUUUUUCGCCAAAGGCGGUGUUAGUGCCGCUCAAAAGAGCAAUUUUUUCACCGCCUAGUCGAUUCCAUUUGACUAAAACAACCAAUAAAUAUUGAUUGAAAGUAAACCAAAAACCAAGGUUCAUUCCAAGGUAAAAUUUGGAACUUCUACAAAUUGCAAUACAUUUCUACUUUAACGUUAUCAUUCGUUAAGAAGACUUUCAGAUUGAACCGUACCGUGAAGAAAAAGAUCUCAACACUUCAAACAAUACGGCCACGUCGGCACAUGACCGAAAAGCGUUGAUGGUCGCCUGUGAGGAUCAAGAAGAACUAGAAGAUUGGCUCACGGCUCUGCAAACUGCGAUCGCCUUCUCCAACAAAGGUCUCGCGGCUUAUGUACCUGAAGAAGCAAAGACUUUGCAGAAGACACGCUCUCGACGUGUUCAGAAACGCCGGAAAAGAGUUCGAAGCAGACACUCGAUGGGAGCAACUCCUUGGGAAGAGGGUCGGCGCCGGACGCGGAAAGCAUCGGAAGUCAGGACAGCGGCUCCUUCCGCGAAGUUUCCAACUGGCGCGGCAGGAACACCGCCGCCAGGGCCCUCCAGCCUCCGAUCGUCGGAAGACGCAACAUCUUUUCUCUCUUCUAUAGACUGCAAGUUCGUUCAUAGCCCGAGAGAAAUCAGGUUGCCAACGUAUCCAAAUGUCGAAAAGUGGUUUUCCUAAUAGUUGUGAGACAUGAAAAGUCACGAGAUUCUAUCUGCGUUCUCCAAAAGAUUUACACCCUUCAAAGUUAUUCCGCGAAAUUCGAAAUAGCCCUUAGAGAAAGAAAAAGAUUAUGAAGUUUUGUAGAGUCGGAGACGAUUUUAAAUUUCGUGGAAAUCACAUUAAACACAGCGUUAGGGCUUCUAAAAAAAAUUUUUUUUUAGUUUUUCCAGUCUUGAAGUAUAAUCCAACACGCGAUAGAAGGAUCAAGUUUGUGUUCGAAACAUAUUAAACUUUUUCCAGAAGCUCAAAAAACUUCAAAUUUUCUUUUUAUGAAAUAGAUAUCCGUACAUUUCAAAGGUUAUUGUUCUCAUGAGGCUAUCAAGGUUGAUUUUCAAUCAAAAUUAUGUAACUUGAAAAGUUGAAACCAAAAAUUUUUUGUUCUCGAGGUUCUGGGAAAAAUUAUGCCGAUUCGAAUUGAAACGUUGAAAUGUAGCACCUGUUCUACGUAUGACUUCAGCCGAUCGCGGAGACAAAGUUAGACGCCAUGACGACGAUGUUGCAUUCGCGAGCUCGCAAUUCGCGCUCUUCGACGUCGCCAACACGAUCAAGACGAAACGCUUCUCCUCUACGCAGACGGACGUGAGACUCGCCAAACUCGAAUCUCUUAUAUUCUGUCUUCUCAGCUCUCUAAUCAGCGCUGUCCAGCCUUCGAAGCCUCCGACUUGUGUUUCUGUCGACUUUCGUGCCCUGAUGUUCCGUCUUCCAGUUCUCAGCGGAGUCCUCCAACAGGUCGUCCGUCCAUUUAUUUAUUUUUUCAUAAAUCUCAGUUACUCUCUAAAAACCCAUCACUAGAGGAACAAUCUCAGAAAUCCAAUACUCUUUGAAAUGCAAGAAAAUCAAGUUGAGAAAAAAUCUUCCAGCUUCUAACGACCUUUUCAGUAAUACAUUUUAAAAAGGGCUAAAAAUGUCACUUGGUUUUUUUUUUCCAGAACUCUUCUUUUGCUUUGGAUUGAUAUAUUUUUUGCUGCAGAUCGAACCAUUUUUCGUCCGGAUUUUCGUCUUCGAUACCCACGAGUGUCGACGAGUGAGCGAAGAGUUCCAGUUGCUGGUCAACGGGGAAGAUUUGCACGUCUCUGCCCCCGUUUUCGGUCGGUUCUUUGUAUUGCUUGAUGAACUUAUCUCUCAUAUAACAAAAAAUGUAGCUUGGGAUGAGGUCCUCCAUAAAGGGAUAGAUGAAGUAACACUUGUGUUUUAUUUCUGUUCGAAGCGUUUUUGUGAGAAAAUUGAGAGCAAAGUGCAAUUUACAAGUUUUUCGAGCCUCGUCACUUGAGAUACCUGAGUUUUUUCAAUUUUCCGUAAACUAUAUACCUUUUAAAUUGAUAAAACAGAAAUUUUCAAGAAGAUUAGUUUCCGAUCAAACCCCAGUGCGAAGAAAUUAGCCUCGAUCGUUUCUUUUUUUCAAUUCGGAAAAUAUAGAAUUUUUUUAUGAAAGUUGAGAAAAACUGCUAAAACUGUGGCCCCUUCUAUUUCUGCUCUGUCAAAUCUGGCUAGAUAUUGACUAUUUUCAUGCCGAAAACUGGCAGAAUGAAAAGCCCAUUCAAAAUUGAAAUAUUUUCGAUUGAGAAAAACGGUAGAUCAUCUCGAUAGUGAUAUGUUUUGGAUGAAUAUAAAGCUUUCCUACAAUUAGAACACGUACUCUUGAAGUUCAAAUAUUAGCAGGUAUUGAGAAGUCAUAAAAAUUGUUGGAAAACUACUUACAAGAAUGUUAGAAUUUUUCCGGACAGUCUUAUAGUUAAAAAAAAUAAACUUCAUAGCUUAAUAAAGUCCUCACCCUCGGGGAAGGAUAAUUUACGAACAAAAAAAACCAAAAAAAUGCGCAAUUUUAUUCACGCUUACAAAGAAAUUUCAUAUCAAGACUUGCAGACAACUCGAUGGAAGUGAAUGGCGUUAGACGGAGUUUGCUCGUGGACCGUGCCGCCUCAAAGGUAUUCCCCGUAAUACGCGAAGAGAGCCGUCAUUUUCUCCACAGGCUCUCAUGAACAUCGCCAACCCGCACAAGGACGUGUGGCUCGUUUGUCGCAUCGACCGUGUUUUGUCCGGCGACACUAGCGGAGAUUUGUAUAUGAAGUGCGCCAUUUUAUUCCCACUUACAAAUAAAUUUCAUAACAUAAAUUUCGAAUGGUUUUCCGAGUUCUUUUAGUUUUUUUUAUAAUCGGAAGCCAUUUUCUACAAAGGUGAAUCGAGAAGUCGAUACAAAUAGAUACCGGGUAGCAACUUUUGAAAAACUCAAUCAGCGUAUGGUAAUCGGUGGUCGUUUGUAUGCGGCCGGGUACCAUAGAGAUGGUACCCGGGUCGGAGGUCGAUGCAAGUAGCUACCGGGUAGCUGCCUGACAUUCGCGAUUUCUUUCGGAAAGUCUGGAAUUGCUUCCCGGGUCGUUAUUUUUUGUUUCAGCUUUAUCCAAUAGGACCCUGGAAGGCUUGGGAAGGUGUAAAAAAACACUGAUGCUAUAUAACCGAUGUGCCAGCCAGUGGCAAUCGCGAAUUUCAGGCAGCUACCCGGUAGCAUCCAGAUACCGAUCAGGUACUAUCCAUGUACCAUUGAGAUAGUACCCGGUCGCAUACAAAUGACCACCGAUUACCAUUCGCCGAUUGACUUGAGUUGCUACCCGGUACCUACUUGUAUCUACCUCUCGAUUCACCAGUGUACAUGUCCUUCUGUUGUAAGUAUGUUUGAAAAACCUUGCCGAGAAUUUUGAAGGAGAAUAGAUAAGCUUUCUGAAGAUUUCACGGCUUUGCCAGGUUAUGAGAACAUAGAUGGGCAAGUUGAGAACUCAUUCAGCCGGGGAGGAGAAAUCGGCUCACAAAAAUUUUCGAAAAUUAAGGGAUUAAAUCACGUUUGAAAUUCAGGGAGGUAGUUUAGAUCACAAUAAUGCAAGUUUCAGCCUUAGGGAGGUAGUAUUAACUUUAAUGUAGAAAAUCUUAGGAGGAGGAGUCGUUAAAAAGGGUCUCCCCGUGUAUGUAUGAGAAGUUUUUUUUGAAAGGUUUGCUGCUCAAAAAGAAUUUUCAAAUUAGAAAUCUUUAUUCGAAAGAAAGGUUGCACACAUCAAUAUAAUCGUUUUCUAAUAUGAUUUCAGAGCUACUGGUGACGGCAAAACAACUUCAAAGUUACAAAAAGUGAUAGCCGGCUCGAUAACGAGGCUUUCAGGAUAUCGUCAGAAGUUCGCUUGGGCGGCCAGGUGAGAAAAAAAAAGACUUCUUGGAUGAGAGACAAAAUUUUGCAGGCCUUUGUUCCCAGACCUGCGCCCGGAUGCCCCUUCUCCGCUGCAGCCGACCCCCGCCUGGGCCAGAGGCGGAGAGGUUCUCCAGUGCUACCGAUGCGAGGCAAACCGACUCUCCGACAGCGACCUGCAACGUUAUCUCAGCGACUUCAGCAAGUGGGAGCUUGAGCUCUUUCCAUUUCCAUUCUCGCAACGUUCAGAGUGGAGAAAGCCUACAAGUUCAUCAUUCCAAGCGGGUUGAUAAGCCUUUCCAUCGAUUUGAAGGCGAAUGUCUCCGAUUUCCCACGUUGGUUACUUUUUACUGAAAAUAUUCACGGCUGAAAAACAAAACUCGGUUGAAAAAUAAGCUGCUGAGGAAACCCAGUGCUUCCUAGAGGGGUUAGGGUGGAAAAAACACCUAUAGGGAGCGGAAAAAUGGUCCCUAUAAAGUUAGAAUCAAGGUGAUCCCUAUAGAGGUUCAGGGUCUGACCCCUUAGCCUCAAAAGCUCAAGCGGACCCUAUAUGAACCUUUGAGUUUCAUUCAAAAAACGCCUUUUAUUCAGUUUUUCUCCUAGAAAUGCUACUUCGCUGAGUUAAUAAAAAUUAUCGACCAGCGUGUCCCCUAUAGGACUCUCCAAGGGUUCCUAAGGUUGCCUCUAUAGGGGCCACUUUGAUGUUCCAAAGUGCUUCCUAGCUCGAGCGAUAAUGAAAACCUGAUUUCUCUCUAUUUAUUAUCUGAAUGUUGAGUGAACUCGAUACUAACUAGAGCACAAAAACUUAAACUCAAGAAAGAAUGGAUAGCAUGAGAAAAGUUCACUUCUACUGUGGUUUGGCCAGAAAAGACGAAACAUGUUUUUUCCGGCUCCUUAUAGCUACUGCUAGAUUAUUGGGUCUUGUCUUUUUUCCUUGGCUGAUUGGUUUACUUUUACAAUCUCCUUGAAGACCAAAGAAAAAUGUUUCAAUUUCAGAGAGAUUGAACCCUUCGUUGUAUCCCCUGAAACCAUGGAAUCGCGCUCUCGAAAGUGACGUCCCACCAGUCUUCCAAUUGCAAAUUUUCGGUGAACCUGCGAACCAGCCUCACUCCGAACUUUUUAAUUUGCUGUAUAUCUAUCCUCUGAGUCUCAAGUAGGUGUCAUCAAUAUUCCCUCUCUACCUACGCUUCUAAGAUACGACAAUCAAAAAGCCUUUUCUAAAGCGCGCAACAUCGCCUGCUCCGUACGUUUUGUGAAAGGAGACGAAACGAUUCCAGAAAAAGUUUGGCCCAAUUUUUGGCUCUCUUCCAACGGAUUUUUCCAGGCGAUAGUGGAUCGACUUUCUGCCAGCGGCCCUCACACAAUACACACAACUUGCGCCGUUCAGCACCAUCAGCAGUGCCCGAUUUUCGGUUCUCUCUACUUUUUUUCUCCUUCCAACCAAAAUGUUAUAGGUGACGAGAUCAAAGUUCAACUUCCUCUGAAUUUGUCAACGUCUGACCAUUUACUCUUCUCAUUCUCUCACAUAUCGGUCGCUGGCAACACUAGUGUGAAGACCCCUGAAGUGAGCUUUGUACAUUAUUUCAAUUCUAAAAGUUUGGAGACAGAGAAGUUGUUUUGUUUAAGUGGAAAUUAGGACUCUUUUUUUCAAAAAUGUUGAUUUUUGUUGUCGUGGAACUUUUCAAUUGAAGACGAUGGGGAAGAUCAGCCAAUUUCAGGAAAAAUUUAGCUGGAGACUUUAUGAUUUUUCCGUACAGGGGAUCUUUGUAGGCAACGGAGACCCCCGUAGGCUACGCAUGGCUGCCGCUCGUCUGGAAGAAGGACCGGCUUGUCCUGGAAAGCGAUGAACAAGAGUUCGCUCUUCCCGUGGCCGUCGACUUGCCGGCUCACUACUACAAAAGCAAGCCGAACCCUCUCGGCAAAGGGGUUUCGCUGCUCGAAUCGACACGUUUUCAGUUGCUUUCUUAGGACGACAACGAGAUCCGAUGGGUAGACCAGAAGCCGCUUUUUCGUGUCCGCCUACGACUUGUGUCUUCUGUUUUCACGACGGAUGGCAAGUUGCAGUCGUUUUUUCAGGUUUUUGCCCUUUUCUUUCUCGAAAUCAAAUUAUUCUUAAGGCUUGCGAUCGCUUAUCUUCUAGAGGUUUCGUUGGCGACGCACUUGGUAGUUUAAAGGUGAAAUGUUUUUCAAGGAAUUAGUUGAUUUUCAAUGCUGAGAUCCUCACAAAUACGGUGAUAGACACGUAGUUUUCCUAGGAACAAUGUAAUUUCUAAAAAAAAAUACAUCAGACUCUUUAUGUUUUUUUUUUAUUAGAAAGGUUCUCGAAAAAAAAAGGAAACUUAUCGGUUUUGCACUCCUCGGAUGAGAUGAAAAGUCGCUGGUACACUUCGGAAGAUGUUAGAAUCCGAAAGAACGUCACCAAUGAUUCUUUUCUAGAGGAGAGAGCGCGAUAGCAAGUCAAAGUCGAGCACGCCGUCUUCGAUCGCCAUCGCAGCUGCCUCGGCCAUCGCCGACGGUCCUUCCACAGACGCGCGUUCCUGUUCUCCGAUCGCCGAAGCGAAUAUGUCGCGCUCGCCGUCGCACGAGUCCGACUACGUCAUCAAACAUUUAGUCGAAAAAAUCCAGGUCUUUAUGUGUUUUUUGAGAAUUAUUUUGUGCUUCCCGAGGUCCCAUUCAUGUGUUUCAGUCUCUUUGCGACGUUUCUUUUGAAAGACUCAUUGUAUUUCUUCCCAUUGUGCUUGGACGUCUUUUUGCGAUACUUCCCCGUGCUCCUGCCGACCUAGCCAUUGCCACCCUGAAGUUGACACCUCACAAGUACAGAAUAUCCAUUUCAUUCUAGUUCCAUCGUCUCGAUAUCCGACAAAUGCACGGAGAAGAGGAUGAGCCACGUCGUGAGAAAGUUUGUUCGUUACUAUUUCGUAGCGAUUGCGGAAGACGGACGUUGUGUCGGCGACUCGAUCCACGCCGCCAUAUGCCGAACCUUGCCUACUUUGGUACUUUUUUCUUUCGGCUUUGUUCGCGUAACGGGGAAUUUCAGCUCCGUGAAUCGCAAAGCAACAUCGAGGUGCUGACGGUUCUCUAUCGGCAGCUGUGGCUUCUCACUGACGCCAUCAUCAAAAGUAUGGCGCAGACGAUCUGCAGCGGACAGCUCAAUAAGGUUCGAUCUGCAAACGUCUAGAUUCACAAGAUGAGCUUGAACGAGGAGGACAAACGUUUAUUGGGCUCACAAAUUCAUUACAUACUUUUAUUCAGUCUUCAGAGAAGAUUCUCUGCUAAAUCAUGGAACAAUUGAAGAAUUGUUUUCUGUUCGCAAAACUGUCCUUGAUCAAGAACGGCGCGUAGAGCGUCACGUCUUUUUUGGGGAAGAGUAGACGAGUUUUUAGCAUUAAAUAGCACUCAUAUAAUUGGAAUUAUGUAGCAGUUAUCUGAAUUGCGCAUUUCUUACCCGAAUUUGUGAGAAUUUUCCGUAUCUUUAUGUUCAUCACCAUCUAGAGAACUAGAGAACUACAUUUAAUAUAAACUUGUAUGGAGGCUCUGUAUUCAGGUGGCACAGCGUGACCGGUUUCCGGCCGAGUUGCUGGAACAGAUGGGCCAAGUCCUGGAGGUCGGAGUUCCGCAGAUGCUCGCCAAACACCGCGAGAUCCCCGAAGAGUGUCGAUGUGCUAACUUAGCUUUUUCUUAUUUCGUUCGGGUUUUCUCUCCCCUCUCUCUUUCUCUUCCAUCUCGGUUUCUAGUUCUCGCUGAGCUUUGUGGACCGCGGUACUGUCUUCAAAUGGAUCCAUUUCUACAUUUCGCGGCUCGAUGACAGCGACUUCAAGGUAUAUUCAAAACGGAGAAGCUGAUGAUGGCCCAGCGUUUGCCACCAGGUGCUACGGGAGUACAAGGCGGACUUUUUGACCAUCUUGUGUAUGCAUGAACAUUUUCUCCCGCUGAACUUACCGGUUCUCAUCAACUCUCAAAAUCACAUCCAACGAGUCACUUAUCUGACGGGUAUCAUUGAGCAACAGCAAACCACGAAUCGUAAGUUUUUCUUCUUUCUUUCUUCUAAAAACUUUUUACAGCCAGUGGUGCUGGAUUUCUGUCUCGAUUUUUCAAUCAAAUUUUCAACACCCCAUCUUUGGAAACAACAGAAACCGACCGUUGUGAGUAUUUUUGUUAUUUUUACUAACUAAUUUUUCCUUGGGUUCUAUCUCGACUCAUAAAAAACGAGUUUGUCAUUAUCACGUAAAACAAACCAAAAAAAAAAACUAUGCUUAGAAUCUCGAAAAAUGUAAGAAAGCAGUCUAUUUUCGAGCGCUCAAAGAGCCAAGAAGACCAUCAAAUGCUCCGAUUUUGUAUUAUAUUUUUCCCAAAGACGUUUUCUAAAGCUUUUUCUCGAAAACAUUCCUGUCGUGGUAAUAUAAAAACAGUCUCUCAGAUUUGAGGAUGACCUACCCAACUAAGAGUUUUUUUUCCAGAUUCUUCGUGUGCGGGUGAGUGGCACCUGACGUCAUCAUAUUCUUCUUAUCACUUCAUCGUCGGUCUCGUUUUCCAGGUCUCUUCCUUCUUCAAACUUGUCCCACCCCCGUCAAUAAUUUAGGAGUUGGUCGCUUGUUUGAGAGAGCCCAAAGACUAUCGAAAACGGCCCAUAACUCUUCUGAGGAACUUGCUCGCCAAACAUUCUUUUGAUCGGAGAUAUAGCGAUAUGGUGAAUAAAGCAUAGUUCGAAUGAAAUCAUAAGGAGAAAAACUCAGAACAUCCAACGGAGAAUCGCCUUGAUCUACGCGCCACUCUUGGACUUUGCCUUGGAUCACCUGCCCGAUAUGGAGGGCAAUCAGUACGACGAAACCGAUGCGGUUCCGAUCGGUUAGUUUUCUUUUUUUUAAAAUUAUUUCUAGAGUUCGUACUCAAUAUUCAGUUCGUGAAUAUCAAUUGGCGGUCAUAGGGCUUAUAAAACAAUAUAAUUCAUUCGAAAAAUGCUCAUAAUGAACGUCCGUUAAAUAAAAUCAGAAAUUCGAAUAUUUUAGGGUUUUCAAAACUUUCUAUCUGUACAUCACAAAUUUCCCGGCUGGUUUUCAGACUUUUCUGAAGUAAUUUUUAUCGUAAAUGAUCAUAUAAAAAAUGAUGACUAAAAUCUAGAAUUGAACAUGGAAUACACGUUCGAAACCAUGAUUUUGAGGCAUGCGAAGCCAGUACAAAUGGCGGUCGCUCGACCGGCCUUUGCUGCCGCCGAACUCGGCGAACGGCGCUCUGAUGCGAGCGUCGCCGGCCAGACAGACCAACUCUUCGGUGACGACGUCGCGGCAUCCUCCAGUCCCGCCGCCGCUGCCUCCAUCGACGACUCCUUCCAAACAGACGGCGCCACAGCAGCACACGCCCCUUGCUGAGAAGCUUGAUGACGUGAGAGAGGAACCUCUUGAAAGACGGCAAAAAAAUCAGAAGCAUGGAAAGAAGAAAUAUCGACUUUGCUUCUAUGAUUUCAGUUUCACUCCUGAUAACUAUUUCAAAAAGGGUUCUCAAGAAAACAAUAGAGUGUUAAAAACUUCGAAAAACCGGCGCUCGCACUGCAUAUAUUUCAUAAUCAAAUGAAUCGUGAAAGAGUCAAAAUAUUUUUUAAACAAACCGAAUCGGGAUAAAUUCAGGAAGAGCUUCAAGACCUCCUCAUUUGUACUUUGUACGUCAUACAAAGGAUUCCUAAGCGAAUUUUUGCUGCGAUUUGGUCUGAAAAUGAAGGUGGAAACUCGGAACGGCUUAUUCGUCUUCUGGACGUUGUUCUCGAAAUUUUCCGAUAUCGGGUAAGUGGACUUUCAAGAACAAAAAAAAUACGCAAUAAAUUAUUUGAGGGGAAAGAGCAGGCUCUGCGACGGACAGCUGCAAGCUCGAAGACGCGCAAUUUGACUGUCGAGCCGCCCUCCCGGAAUGCCAGCUCCUUCAUUUCUGCGACUCGCGCUUCGGUGGAUCGCUCCGGUAAUCGACGCUGCGUCUGCGACUAACCAAGUUCCAGGCGGAGAGAACGGGCCGGUCUCGGCGAUUGGCGAUGACGACGCGGCGAUUCCUUUCCGAGUCCUGCAGCUCGUCAAUCUGAGUCAAGAAGCGGCGCUGAUCAUUCUUGACGCAGCGCAGACCUUCGCUCAUCAGCUAGCGGUAGGAGGUCUCCGCAAGCAACGGGCCGUGGACCGUCGUUCCAGAUUCAAUACAGCCGUUGGCAACAUGCAGAGACUCUUUUCGUGCAGCUUCUGUUCAUACACCUCAAGUUAUUGGACGAAAACUGGUCAGAAGCCGUCCGUCUUCAUGCGAUCGCUGCAUUGGCUCUCUUCGUGAACCUGGUACUCGAAGACGCUGGACAACGCAUUUUUGGGUUUUUUCCAGUUUCGCUCGAGGCUUUUCGAAGGCGGCCCUCUGGAAGCGCUGUACAUCCUCAUCGAAAAGGUCCUGCUCCAGAUGGCCAGUCGUCUUCCAUCCGUUCAAACUGCCGCUGCCGCCCUCCUGCAGCUCAUUCUUCGCAAUGGAUAUGAAGUUGCCGAGGGUUAUUUUGGUAAUUUUUUCUUUUAAAUAAUUCCCAAUCACUAAACCUUACUGUUUCCUUUCACAGCGACUCAAGCCUUAGCGCAAAGUGUCUCCCCAAAUGUGAGGAAAGUCUCUCGAAAAGUGGUGACCAGCGAGAGACUUGGUCGUCCCGGCGCUCAAACUGGCGUCGCCCUUGCACGUCUCCUGGGCUUCCAGGUACUUCUGGAGGCCUCAGCACAUCAAACUGCAACUUUUUCCAGUCGGUGCUCUCCAACAGCGUUCAGUUUGAGCGUGGCCUAGCUGCCGUUGAAGCCCUAGUUGACUCCAGAAAAGCCACCUCCUUUGAUCUUGCCGUUCUGGUUUGCCCCUAAUCCGAGCACUUUUCGUUCAUUCAAGCCUUCAGGAUCUCUUACGACAACUGCGCGGUGUGAUGAGCGCUACAGUGGCUUUGAAGGAUGCUGCCAGAGAUGCAGUUCGUUCCUUCGAAAAAUAUGCGUCCGAAGUGCUGAUUUUCAGAUCAGACUCGCCGACUUGCACCUGCAGUUGGCUGACAGUUACAGAGGGUCCGCGGCUCUUCGCAGCGCUUGGUUCGACACUUUGGCUGAGAUUUACGAGCGUGGUGAGAAAAAAAAAAAUAGAAGAAAUCCGGCCUUUUCUUAACCAAAUCUUUUAAAAUUUUUUUCAUUCCGAAGUCGAAAAUAAGAACCGACUUUCUUUUUUUUUUUACUCAGAAGUUAAAAUUUCCACUUUCUGAUAGUCAAUCAGAGCCCUUAAGAACUAGAUAGGAUCGAUUACUUGAUGUAGUUAAAAUGUAAACUAGAAUAAGGUCCUAAUUUGUUUGAAGCUCAGAGCAGCGAGAUACUUGCAAAUCACAGGUAUUUUAUUUGGUCCACAAGAGUUCGAGUACCGAGAAGAACAUUCAAAAUUAAGAAGAUAAAAAAAAUGCAACGGGAAAUAAAACAGAAAUACUCAUUUUGAUACUCCAACUGAACAGUUUUCUAUUGCAAAAAGUCUCGAAAGAUGAAUUUUGAGAUCGUUGGUUUGCUGAGGCUGCGGUCUGUUACACUCACUCGGUGGCUAUCAUUGCUAAGGAACUCGAGGAAAAAGGUUUUUUUUAUUUUUUAUUUCAUCAAAUCCCUUCGAAUCGUAUUUCAAGAAUAAUUUUUCAAAAUUAGGCGACCUAGAAGUGGAUUGGCGGAUAUUUGACUGGAUCAACGCGGAAGUUUCAAUGGCCGAAAACUGUCGUCACGAUGGCAGUGUCCAGCCCGGAGGUUUCACGCCUGUAAGAUUGAUUCUUUUUCGUGAAAUCCUAGAGAGAGUUUUAGGAGAACCUUGCGUCGAAAAUCGAUAAAACAUCGGCAAUGCUGACAUUGGCGGAGAGGUUCGAGGCGGUUGGGCCACUUUAUAGGUUGCUCAUACCUUUAUUGGAGAAGAACAUGAACUUCACGGUACGCGACCGUUCCGGAGUCGAAUUCUCAUUUAUCUUCUUAAGAGUCUCGUGAGCGUUUACGCUGAGCUUCAGCAGACGUACAGCCGCGCGGCGGAAGUCCGUACCAGCGGCAAACGUCAUCUCGGGACUUACUUCCGUGUCCGCUUCUACGGCGAAACCCAUUUCGGGUAGGCGGUCCAUUUUUUGAAGAGCUUCAAAAGCUUACACUUUAUUGAAGUUUCUUCGACGUUUGGUAACUAGGAUUGUGAUUCUAAGAGUGCUGACGGUACUGAAGUGGUCACUAGAAGUGCCCAGAAACCUCCGGAGCACGUCCGUUUUACACUACCAAUGUCCGAUUAAUAAGAGAGCUAGAGAGCUACGGUAAACUAGAGAGCGCUCAGAGAAAAAGAGAACACUUGUCCUCCUAUUUUGGAAUGCAGUAUAACUUUUGAAGAUUCAAAAGAAUGUUUAAAAAAAACUGGAAACAAAUUCAUCUCGAAACUUUUUCGUGGUUAUUCUGUCUACUCCCCAGAAGAAAAAAAUUUCAAAAUACUGAAUUUUUUUGAUAUUUCCGAAAAAAAGGUUCAAAGUUGGGAUCUCUCAGAAACGAGCACGGGACAGACUGGGUGUACCGCGAGAUAGGCCUGACGUCUCUGGCGACCUUUGUCCUGAAGAUGAAGGAACAAUGUCAGCGCGCUCUCGGCCACGACAGAGUCCAGAUCGAAGCCAACCGUGUUCGUAAUCUCGACCAUCUACUUCGAUAUUUCGCACUCUCAUGGGAAACUUCUAUGAUUUUCAGCUUGACUUAACGAAAUUAGACCCGUCUUACGCCUAUGUUCAAGUGAUUCACGUGGACCCCGUCGCCGUAAUCGAACAAAAAGAAAAAACUGAUUUUUGGCGUCAUACCAAUAUUAGGUACUAUUUCCUUUCCUCUUCUCGGCUUCGAAAAACGCACUUUCAGCGAAUUUUCUUUCGAAUUCGCCAUGUUGGAAGAUAACGCGAAGAAGAUUUCUGGCGAACCCAGUAUAAGUGAACAGGUUCUCAACAAGACCAUCAUCAAAGGUUUCCAGACAGCUUCUUCAUUAUUUUUCGUCUUUUUCAUUCCAAUCUUUCGAAGAAAAAAAUGGAAAACAAAUUUCAGUAUAAAAUAUUAAAAAUCAUUGCUAAAACCCUCUGAAUUGAAAGAAAGCACGAAUAAAUCUGAACGAUGUCCCUUUCCAGUUUCGGGCGUGUUCCCAGCAACACGGAGGCGUCUUCCAGUCGUCAGUGAGAGCAACCAAAUAUUCUCUCCAUUAGAGUUCGCUUGCCAGAAGUUGCUGGUGAAAUCAAACCAGGUUACGAAUGGAGAACAGGAAAAUCGAACUGAAUUGUCUCAUUCAGAUUCUCAAGACCCUGUCGGCUGCCGAAAAUGGCCGAAAUCUGGACAUUAAGGGCCUGCAGCUUCUGCUCCAAGGCGCCGUCAUGCCCACCGUAAGUGAAGCGAUAAUCUGUCACGCUAUCGAGUCUGGUUUUAAAGAAGCUUGCGUUGCAGGUGAAUGCAGGGCCUUUGGUUUACGCCGAAGCGUUUACAAAGGAAGAUCAGAUCGAACGCUAUGGACAGAAGGGCAUCGAAGAACUCAAAAACGCUUUCAGGUGACUACUUUUUUUUUGAAGGAAGAAAAUUGAAGGAGUUCUUAGAAAUUUUUCGUCAUUUUCAAAUCGAAGCAAAUCAUUUUAUUUUGUUGUUUUAGUCAUAGAUGUAAUCGACUAGGCGGUGAACAAGAACUUUAAAAGCUAUAACGAACAACCGCCUUUGGCGAACUAGAAAGUACAAAGAGUUGAAAGCACGGUCCUUCGCCUCGUUCUUCUUUACGUUCCGUGUAAAAUUUUUACUCGAAGUGGUCGCUCUCAUUGUGAGAUUUCCACCUAGAGCACGGUCUCCAUGCACAACAUCCGCUACAUUUUAAUGGAACUUUCUCAGAAGUUUGAUGGCGGCCUGUCAAGCGGCGAUCCUGGCGAACGAGUCGGCGAUCGGGGCCGACCAACAGACUUACCACGAGGUCCUCGUCGCCUCCUUCGACGCCAUGCACGAACGUCUUCAGUCUUUCUUCGGAGUUUCGGUACAACUUUUUCCCAUUGAAGUUCUCGAAAUGAUUCUGCGUUGUGGAAUCUCCUCGACCACUUUUACUCGUUCUAUCGAGCAAUAGUAAGGGACGGAGAGCCUCUUAGAGAGCUUUCUUUGGUAAUGAGUUCAAGGUUUAGUGUACUAAACGAGCCUAAAACACUACAAGCAGUGAAAAAAAAAGUUUUUAAUGUUUUUAAUUUUUUUUUUAAUUGCUUGAAAAAUUUUCUACGCUUUUUUUUCAAAUUGAAUCAAUUUUAAAGCUCGACUUUAUGUAAUAAAAAAAAACUUUUUGACAACGAUCGUUACAGUUUCAUUGGAUUCAGUAGGGCAUUGUUUAUUCUCGGGCAAAGUCGGAAUGGUGGAUAAUGGCCGCUGAAAGGGAGAGGCUCAAAAAAGGCCGCAGAAAGGAAGCAAAAAGAGUCCCUUUAUCGAGCCUUCCAUUUUUCUGAGACCUUUCGUCACUAUAAAAGGAAAAUUUCUAUGGAGCCUUUUUCCACCCUUUUCUAUUUUGCCUAUGUUCGAGUGCUAGUGAGAAGUAUCUUUCGAAAUCUGAAAAGGCAUUGCCUUUUUUGCUGAAAAUCAUCAAAUAGUUUCUGCGAUCAAGUUAAAGAGUUCAGCUCCGGGCUGUUGUGGAGACGGAACGGACGGCGAUUCCGCCUUCUGCCAUGCACAUUCUCGAUUCCAUCGGAGGAGUUGGCCGAAGCUGAUCGUUGCCUACAUUUCCAAUAGAUUGUUUUAUCAUUAUGUUCCUUUCCUUAUUUAUUCUUGUUAAUUUUCGAUUCUUUUCACUUGACCUUGAGUUAACUAAGAAGAGGAAGAAAUAUUAUUUGAGGCUCUAUCGUUAAAACUCAAUUCUUUUUUGCUUAAUAGAUUUUUAACAAUCGAAGUUUUUUUUAAAGUUUUGGUAACGGGUAUGCACAUCAAAAGAAAAUCCAAUUAAUAGGUUAAACGGCAGAUUUGAAGAACUUACCAUUUGUCAAGGCCGCAAAGAAAAAAUUUACCGGAAUUCAGUAAAUAAGGUCGUGAAAAGUUUCCGAAUGCCUUUUUGUCAUUGCAGCUCUUUUUUUUUAUCAAAAAGUCGAUUUAUGUGCAUUUCAAUCAAAUAUUCCGUUUUUGAGCUUUUUUUUUCAAACUCUCGCUGGUGCUUUUUACUGUCAUGCUUCAGGGUAGUAUUAUGUGUACUUCUUUUUUUUUCCUUUUCCAACAAACGAAGGUUUGAAAACAUUCCGACAAUGUGGUGUUUUUUUUUUUCUGUUAUCCUAUCUCAUUAUAGUACUCGAUUUUUUUUUAUCUCGCUAUACCGUUCUUAGGCUUGAAGUGCUUUCAAUUUUAGGUAAUUGACUAACAGCUUGUCUGAAUUUUCUGUGAGAUCAACCCAAAAUUCUUUGAGCACAGAAAGCAGCUGUUUAUGAAUUUCUAUAUUUUGUUUUUCUUCUACAGGAUGUGGAAUUAUUGUGCGCAUUAGUGAACUCUAAUUGCUGGCCCCGCCUUUUACUGACUUUUUAAUGAGAAACGAACCAAUCAUCGACAUGAUUCCCUCGUAUGUUACAAAAAAUGAAGGUAGAAAAAGCCGCAAUUUGAGAAAACAUUUUUUUUUGUGCAUAUUUUUCUAGUCAAAAAGCUUAGCUCUUUGGUAACAUUGUUUUUUCUAUUCAUCUCUCAGCAUUCUUCUUAUUUUCAUGUGACUUAUUUUCUUGUUUGUUUUUUGGAAAGGGCGAAAUCUCCUUACACCCAUCUUAGUACUAACCAAUUUUCGAAUUUAUCUUUGAAGUGAACUUUUUUCUUUCUUUUUUUUUGUUGUUCAGACGAGAGAUGUGUACUAGCACGCUAUCGCACAUAUCGUUAUUCAUAUUAACUAUAUGAAUCUUUUUUUAAUCUUCUGAGCCCCAAGGCUUUGGGGAAUGUGUUCAUGAACAAGACUACUAUCGGCCAAUUUAAUGAUAGUAAUUAAGGUCAUAAAGUCUGUUCAGAAGGUCAAGUCAUCGCUCAAACUCCGCCCCUUAUGCCUAGAUCGAAUCAAUCAGAAAGCGAGCCAUCCACAGAGCCUUGUUGGGGGCGGAGCCAAAAUCUCAGAUUUGAACAGACAGAUUUGAGAUUUUGGCUCCGCCCCCAACAACGCUGAACAGACUAUAGAUCAAAAUUUUGAAGUCCUGUGUUCAUUUUUUUUUUGUUUCUCGAAUUGGUUUACGAAUCAGCAAUAUUUAAAUCAUUUUUUCGAAACUUUUCUGUCUUAGAACUUGAUGAAGACGAACAGCGAAACGAUAAACGCACACUCGGGUAUUUAUCUGCAGUUGCUCCGCGAGCAAUACCUCGCCCUCCAAGUGCCUCUUUCCGUGGUGAUUUUCAUUACAAGGAGGAUUUUUAGAGCAAGUAUGCGUUCAUGAAGAAAAAUUAUGACCUCAUAACUGCCGGAUCUUCCAACGAAUCUCACACGGAUGGCCUUGCCUCUAGACUAGUCUCUACAGUGGCUUCGCUCUGCGAUAGUGAAGACUUUAGGUUCGGAUUUUUUGGGUUUAGACCUCAAAUUCAGUUAAAAGAAGAAAGAAUUCGUUUUUUUUGUUCGAACGAAGAAACGUUUCUUUAGUGAUCUCCAAUUUCACGUUGGGAACCGAAGUAUCCCCGCCCACCGGAUCGUGGUCGCUGCUCGUACUUCCUUCUGGAGCGACCUCACAUCGAUAGAAAAAAUCGUGAUUAAUGGUAAAGCAUCUCUCUCAAUUGAGGCUCAAAAAGUUACAGAAACCGAUUUUGAAACUUUUCACAUAAUAUACCGUUGGAUGUACACCGAUGAAGUGAACGUUAAAAUAAACGACGAUCAUCUUCUGAAAGUCUGCGAAGCUUCCAUCCGUUUCCAUCUUAUGGCCCUCCAGGAAAGGUGAGCAAGAAGUAUAUUAUCGGCUUGUGAAUACUUUGGAUCCGCAGAGUUUUUUGUAGAAAAAUUUCGUUUCAUGGGAGAUUUUCAAAACAAGUUCAUCCUAGUUGCUUUGUCAAGUCCAAAAACAAGUCCAAGUCCAUCCUAGUUGCGAAACCUGCUUUAAUCAAAAAUUGAUUGGAACUGUCAGUUUUCAGUUGUGUUGAAGAGCUAUCAGCACGGCUCGAUAUCCACAAUUGCGUGCCGAUUUACGAGUUUGCGGAAAAAAAAGCCCUCACGGUCUUGCGAGACACUUGCGCCGCGAUGGUGGCGGCGCGAUGGAAAGAAUUCACACCAGACUCUUUUCGAUCCAUGGCAGCACCCAUUUUAUUUCGUCUUUUGGCCAGGUUUUUUUUCAUCUGGUCAGAUAUCAUCAAGUUGCCACUCGCGAGUUUGAAGAGUUUGAUUACUUAUUUUUUGAAUUAAUUCUCGAAAUAGUUGUUGUUCCUUAAGAAACAGGGAAGAGUUUUGUUUUAGAAGUUUCACUUAUGUUAGAAAAAGAAAAGUUAUCUAAUAAGUAGGGUCCGCAAGCCAUUUCUUCAAAACGAUCCAAAAAAUAUGUUUUUCACACUGUUCGAUAGAGGAGACUGUCCAUUUUCAUAAUCCGUUUAGUUUUAGAAAAAAGGUCCACUAAGAAAAAAGUUAUGGCCAAAAAACUAGCGCGCGCGGCGUUCAACUGGAGGCGAAAUCUCACGGUUUACCCGCUGCCGCACGCUUUCUUUUUAAAUGUUUUUGCGGAUUUCUGAACCGUUUUCAAAUCGGUUUUCUGUUCUGAAAGGUUGUCCGAACUGAGCUUCAUGUUUUGGUAUGAAUCUUUUGUACAAUCCUCAUAAGAAUUUUUUUGAUAAAAUAUCAAAAAAACUACUUAGAAAAAAAGGUCAGAAGGAAUUUUUCAGCUUAUUUUUUUCUUUUUUCUAAUCAGAAAAACAUAUUAUCAUUUGGUUUGGAAAAAAGAAAAAAUGAAAAAUAAUGUUAUUUCGAAAUAAAACAGGAAAAUGUGCAAUUUGACUCCGAAAAACGGCUCCUGCGACAUUUAAAAGGGCGCAUCGGUGUGUUUGACGCAAACACAGCUACAGACACUUGCACGAAUUCUUCCAAAAUUUCAAAAAAAAUUGCCAUUUUUCGAGGUUUUCAAAGCCGUUAUUUUUUUUCGCGUCGUUUGAUUUUUUUCAUAAUUUUUCCAUUGAUAGAGUUUUGAACGCUUAAUAACCUGAUCAAAAGUAUAGACGCGAUCCUAUUCUCUCAUGCGUCAACGAGGCAGGCGAAAAAAGGAGGUUUUGGUAAAAUUCAAAUAUAAUUUGAUUCGCUGUCCCAAUAAUUAUUUUUAUUCUGAAUUUUUAUUUUUGAACACAUUGUGAGUUUUAAAUCAAAUAAAAAGUAUACCAUGUCGCUGAAAUUUUUUCGAAUUUCAGCUUCAAAGUUUGGUGUCCCUUUACAAGCUUCGAUUUUUUUUUCGCGUCGUUAGAUUUUUUUAAAUUUUUUUAUUCAAAAAAAUAAAGAAAGUGUUAAUGUAUAACAUACUCAAAAUUUAGAAGCGUUCCUCACUUGGUUUUCUGAAACGCGAUGAUUUUGUGAAACUUGUCAGUUUUUUUCGUGUUAAAUCUUACUUUUUCGCUUAUUUUUGAAAAAUACAUAGUUUAAAAAGUUUUACAGUCUUGUAGAGCGUUGUCGAUUACAUAGAUUAACUGAAACAGUUUAUUUUUAAAGUGGGACUUUAGCUAGUAUAAAAGCCUCAAAACCGUUUUUGCAACAAAAAAAUCGUCAUUUUGGUGGCAUGAAGAGGCGGGGCUUUGCGCCCCCUACUAAUAAGUAACAAAAAUUAGUUUGAAAAUAACUCUGAAAGUGGCGUCGAAUUAAUAUUUUCUCUCGUUGUUUUGAAUAUAUCCGAUCUGACACUAAGAAUAACUGACGAGAUAAACGCGAGGUCGGUGGCGGUACAUUGACGAACUCGCAAACAUCUCGCUUUUUUCUAGGCGCGCUCUCGCAUUUCUCUCGGCGCGACCUCGCAUUUUUCUUGGCGCAUUUAUCUCGCAUUUCGGAAAUUUUUAAAUUGCGAGAGAAAUGCGAGACCGGCGCGAGAAAAAAAGCGAGAUGUUUGCGAGCUCGUCAAUGUACCGCCAGUGUCUAGCGUUUAUCUCGGCAGUUAUUCUUAGUGGAUUCCAGCAAUUCCAAACACAUGUUGCACACGAUCGUGGAAAUCGGCCGAGAAGACGUUUUGUUCCUAUACUUCAUGGAGAACAUGGCCAAUGUUCGUUCACAUGGUUUUAGAGCACUCUGAACUCUUUACAGAUCAACUACUUGGUCGAUCAAACCGAUGACAACGGCACAAGCCCUUUGGAGCUCGCGAUUUUAUGUCGCCGAUUCUCGACCGGUUUGUUUCGUCGCUACUUCUCCGAAGACUUCGAUAUGCAGACGAGGAACAUUCUCGAGAAGGGGGCUCAGGUAUAGCAUCACAACUCGUCGAGAAAGGCGCCAACCCAAACGCCGAAGAUUCCGAUGGGAACUCUUUGUUGGACAGAAUGGUCAAACAAGGUGGGCUUCACAUUAUUGUUGCAAGUCGAAUGGGGGUUGCAGGAGACUCGGAGGCGUGCGAGUUUCUGAAAAAUCACGGCGCCGACGUCGGAUGGCGUCAUUCUUCCGAUGGCCACGGUCUACUCCAUACAGCCGCCCGUCGUUCAAAUGAAGCGACUCCAAGUUUCGUGGAGUGGAUAGCCGCAAACUCUUCUGCGAUGGGCGUCAAUCUCCAAGACUCCCUACAACGGUUUCGGUUCUCGAUAGCCUUUCAUUGGAUGGUUCUUCAGAACUCCCCUCUCGAUUGCUGCGGCGCAGGGAAACGGAGAUAUCGUCGACGUAUUGUUGGCUGCCGAGGUGAAUCUUAUUAUAUAAUCCUUCACAGAGUGUUUCAUAGGUCGAUGUGAACAUUGCGACGUCGUCGGGAGAGACUGCCUUGUCUUUGGCUCUAUUCGGGCGAGAGGCAGAGAAAGCGGGAAGACAGGACCUCCAGAUCGCAGAAAGGCUUUGUGCAGCUGGAGCUGAUGUGAAUGCCCGCGUGAACGACGGUUCAUUCAUUUUGAAGUUCACUAUGGGAAACGUCAAGUUUAGUGCCCUUACUCCACUUGGCGGUCAAGCUUUCGGACGGAGAAGCGGUGCGAUUUUUGCUUUCUCAUGGGUGUGACGUCAACUCGACAACUUUCGGAAACAGUACUGUUCUGCACGAAGUCGCGCGGAACGGAGAAGAAGAAAUUCUCCAAACUAUUGUUCGCUCUUCAAAAAGUCGGUUUAUAUGCUUUUGGAACUCGAGAAAACCACGAUUUCUCAGAUAUAGAAUGGACUCGUGAUAAUGAAAACAACACUGCACUUCAUAUUGCUCUGAGCAAAGGAAACUUGACCUGUGCGAGGUUUUUAAUACAAGGUUCCUUCUUGUUUUGCAUCAACAAGUGAGCCGUUUUUCUCAGCCGGGGCUCCCAUCGACCAACCAGACUCAACUGGUGAGAUGCCUUUGGUUCGUGCCAUCAGAAGUGCUCGAGAAGACGUCGCCAUGUUUCUGCUCGGCCUUGGAGCCGAGCACGAUACUCGGUUUGGGGCUUAUCGGCUGAAACUCCUUAAAUGAUCGCUUAUUCCAGGAACCAAGAAUACUCCUUAAUAGAGCUUAAUAUUAAAUAGUUAAUAAAAAAUAAAUGAGAAAAAAUUCAUUCCAUUUUCUAAAGUUUCAAGUGAUAUACAUACAUGGGAUAGUCUCGGUGGGACCUGAAAAAAAGGGGGAGAACGAGAAAAUGGGGGAAGGGGUUGGCAAAAAAAUUGUUAAAAAAAUUUCAGGGUGUGUGCUGGACUUCGUCCUAUAGAAAAAAAUCAUAAAAAAAUCAUACGUUCAUUUAUAAAAAAAAUCAAAAAAAUGGUGAUAUAUCUUCAACUCUUCAUAAAAAAAAUAACAAAAAUAAAAAAGACGCGUAUGACGAUCCAAUAGAAACAAUUUUGCUUCCAUGUGUUCAUUUUUCUGUACCUUAUGGGUCACCAAAUAUUAUAAUUUGUUGCGGAAUCAUUUUUCAUAAGCUGCUAGACACAUUUUAUCGGAAAAACUAUGUGGCAGUGAAGGCGCAGAAAUAUGCAAAACUUUUGGUUAAAGAGGCGUUGACGGAAAGACCUGUCUCGAGUCGGCUGCAGAGUUAGGUCUGAGCGAGACGCUGAAGAAGAUGCUCUCGUCCGGAGCCCCGGUCAACCAAAGAUCCAGCUCAGGCUUCACAGUUCUGGAACGCGCUCUUCGCAACGGUCUAUUUUCUCCCUCCUCUCUCCUUUUUGUAAAGAUACGAUCCUCUAGGGCACAUUGCUUGCGCGGCUGUACUCACUUCCUACGGCUGCGACGUCGAAUCUCGCGUCCGUCUCCUCGUCGAUGGUAAGAUGGUCCCAGUCAGAGACCCUAGCCGAGACGAGCCUCCAUUCAAAUGCGAACUGACGCUUCUGCACUCGUUGCUCGACGACGGUCUGCAGGAACCUGCCAUCUUCCUUAUUCAAGAGCAAGUUUCAAUGAACACAUUACACAACAGAUUACACGACAAUCCAUGUUUAAAAAGGCUUCUCCGUUUUUCAGAAAAAAUCAUUUUUUACCGGCCUUCUGUGUUUUUUUUUUAAUGACAAGGCAAUGAACAGAUUCCACACCACUAUUCCGCUUCGAUUUUGAAAAAUCGAAACUUUCAAAGCGAACCACCAAAGAUCCACCUAAAUCAAAUCUUUCAGUUUUUCUUCUUGUUUUCCGAUGUCCCAGUUCUUACCUUAUUCGAGAGAUUGGAGCUUUCAGGUUUCCACUCAAAAAAGUUGUGCAGUCACCUUUUCUUCAUCUCAAUCAAAACUUUCCAAACUCCUGCUUUAAUUAAUUUGAGUUUUAACGCAAUGACCUUCGGCCAAAUAUCCCAAGUUGUUCUAAACUUGCCGGCUUUAGAGGAUGUGACGUGAACGUCUCGAAGCGGUUUCUGGUAGAGGCGGAGGACGAUCAGCAGACUCCGGCGCACAUGGCCGUGUCCAAAGGACUCGACGACGUCCUGGCCGCCCUCGUCCAGCGCGGCGUGUCUCUCGACGUCCAGGACUCGGAGGGGAGGACGCCGCUGCACAUCGCCGUCCGCCAACGCAACCCAUCUGGUUUGUUCUCCGUCUAACAUACAAACUGUCCCUUUCCAGCCGUUAACGUUCUUCUACAAGCGCCUGAUGUUUCUUUCGUCGGGAUCCGCGAUAAGCUUGGCCUGACACCACUCUCUCAGGCUAUGAUCAACAGAGAUCACAAGGUUUCCCUUCAAAAAAUUUGGGAUAUUCCAGAAUCGCCAAAAAAAAGUCGAUUGGGGGGGGGGGGUGAUUCAAAAGAGGGAAAUUCUAGAAUGCCUUGGAAAUCUUCAAGAACCGCCCUUGAGAAAAUCCUGAACUGUUUCAGAUUGCCGCUGCCAUAGUGGAGCGACAACCCCAUGCAGCAGAGCAAAUGAAUGGAGCCGGUGAGACUUCCGGAAAGUUGGUUGCUGAAUUUUGAUAACAGGAGAGAAUCUUCUACAUUCCGCAAUCCGGACCAACAAACUCGAGAACGUUCUAUUUCUUUUGGGCGUCGGCCGUGCCGACCCAACACGACUGACCAAUGACGGCACCCAACGUUCGCCACUGCAUCUCGCUGCCACCGCCGACGACGAGAUGAUCAUCCGAACUUUGGUCUGUCCUCGCCUUCUGCGAGAAUCAAAUACAUCGCUCUCAUCUCAGAUUUUGGCCGGGUGCGACGUCAACACCAGAAUGAACAAUGAUAUGACGCCCCUCCACGAGGCUUUGCGAUCUCGCCACGCAGCCAACGCCUGCAUUCUCCUCGAAAACGGCGCAGACCCGAACCUUCUCGACGAUAUCGGCGAGAAUGGUUCGUUUCAACGAUCACCAAACAAAGUCCCUGAGAAGGCAAACGUUCACUGAUCUUGGUAAAGUGGCUCCAUUCUGUUCAGAUUUUGAAAGUUAACUCCGCCCCUUAGGAGUGGAUCAAACCAAUCAAAGAGCGAGCCAUUCAAAGAGCGUUUGGGGGGGCAGAGUUUGCUGCUUUGAAAGUCGGUUCCGACUAGUAGGAAAAUUCAAAGGAAAAUUAAAGAGGAAAUUUUGAAGAAUAGCCUUUCUUCCAUAGUCCCCAAAAAAGCGUGGUUUCUGAGUUUUGAUCAGAAAGAUUCACUGCUAGCUUCACACGCAAGAAGGCAUGGCCUGUAUGCGCUCUCCACCAACCAGGCACUGUCUCCUUUAUUUUCGUGUCAGGACCUUUUUUUCGAUGGCUCAAGUCUGUCUGAAUCAUAAAUAUUCAUGUGUUCAGCGCUCCACUAUGCCGUGCGCAGCGGCUCCCUCGAGUGCAUCCGCGCGGUUUUGGACGAUGGAAGAUGUCAGCGACGACGUCUCAACCAAGCGUACUUUUUUUUUACUAAAUCAAGUGCAGUCAGAUUCGCGGAGUGAAUCGGGACUUUAGCGGGUGAUCAGGGUUACAAGUGAGGGGGUCUCCAAUUUCGAACAAUCAAAUAAUUUUCGCAAAAUACAAAGGAUUAGAUGAGAACUCCAGGCAACCGAUACUUCUCCUUCGUUUGAAGAUUUUAAAAAUUGGAAAAGGAUACAGUUGAUACAAUUAGUCAAGUCCAAACAUUGCAUUUUCCGUCUUCCGUAAAACUGUUCCGAUUCAAGUUUAAUUCCGCAAAUCUCUUCCGUGCAGCUGUGGCGUCGGCCAUUUGAAUUCAUUUGCGAUUUUGCAGAGGGCAGACAACUCUUCACAUUUGUGCAACUUUGACUCUCGAGCGUCUACCUAACAGGUGAUUCUCUUUCUUCAAACAUUAUGUGCUCAUACACCCUCCUCCAUCUUUGGAGAAGUUCCUUGUGCACCCAAAAAGCUUGUUAUGAUGCAGGACGACAAGUGCCGAGUUAGCAGAAGUCCUUCUGAAUUUCGAAGAGAAGAUAGUCUCGAAAAAUGUUUCCACGUCAGCCGUUAAAGAACUUGAGAAUUUCAUAGAUGCCAGAGACGCUGACGGGUCAACAGGUCUGUCAAUGUGGCUACUUCUCCAAAAAGUCUAUUCAGCUCUGUUCAUCUCCUAUUCCCACGGCAAUUCCGCUCUGUGUCGCGCGCUUCUGCGACGUGGAGCGUGUAUGGGCAUCCGCAACGCUUUCGGUGUCAACGUCUUCACCUAUGAGACGGCAACCAAGCAAUUAUUGUUUGGGUUACUCGGUUUGUACUGAAAGAUCAGUUUGUAAUCAGAUGAAAGUUCAAAUUUCUUGAAUUCACAGCUGCGGAAGAUUUGUUUUUCAUUUUCUUUUCCCACACUUCGCCUCUAGAGAGGGAUUUCUCUGAUAACCCGAAUAUUUUUUGAAAAAAAUAACGCCGAAAGAUUUUGGGAUUUGUAGAGUGGCUGGAGCAAGAGCCGCGCUGGUCGGACGGAGAGUCUUGCGACUGCGGCACGAAAUUUUCCCUCACUCAAAGGAAACACCAUUGUCGGUUAGUUCAGGCUAGAUGUCUCAAACGGGAGCAACUUCUGCCCCUUCCCACUUUUCCACAAUAAACGGUCUUACAGGCAUUGCGGCAGACACGUGUGCUCCAAGUGUUCGGAGACGACGAUGCCCAUAGUCAAGUACGGAGAAGAAAAACGUGUGCGCGUUUGCGACCUGUGUGCCUUCGUCCUCUCUGGAAGACGUCCUUGA